AUUUAAUAGUUAUGUUUUCUGGAAUUCACAUUCUCAUAAUGUCCACGAAAUAUGCCGUUUUAUUUAUGUUUGAUUAGUACUAUUUUUCAUUUCGUUUUUUAUGUUUAACUAAAUGCAACGGCAGAUGUACUACUCCCGUCGAAGGUUGGAAUUUGGAGCUUGCAAUGAACCAGUGAACGCGACGAGGACCGUCCAACAUGGCGGCCCAGCGUAGGAACUUGAUGCAGAGCCAUCAGAGCUGGACAGAUGACCUGCCGCUGUGUCAGAUGUGUGGGGUUGGCACAGCAACCAACUGUGUGUACGGCCCUGAUGGAAAAGGAACUUUGAGCCACCCCAAUGAGGAUGGACACCUCCGGUUCAGAGGCGAGGAUGGCUGUUUCCUCUAUGGGGUUUUUAAUGGUUAUGAUGGCAGCAGAGUGGCCAGCUUUGCCUCCCAGUGUCUGACAGCUGAGCUGCUGCUAGGUCAGCUCAACUCCAGUCACACAGACAACGACGUCCGCAGGAUCCUCACACAGGCUUUUGACGUGGUGGAGAAGAGCUACUUUGAGACGAUUGAUGAUGCUCUGGCUGAGAAAGCUCACCUGUCCAACUACCUCCCACCACACAAUGAGAAUGUGUCAUUCCACCAGCUUUCUCCUCAGAGUCAGAAGGUGCAGGAGCGUCUGAAGGAGCUGGAGCGAGAGGUGUCAGGAGGAGCUACAGCCGUGGUGGCACUGAUCCUCAACAACAAGCUCUAUAUCGCCAAUGUUGGUACCAACCGGGCACUGUUGUGCAAGUCCAGCAGCGACGGCCAGAACCAGGUUCUACAGAUUGGCCGCCCACACGGCACUGACAAUGAAGAGGAGCUGCAGAGGCUUGCUGCACUGGGUGUGGAUUCAGCUCGUGUAAGGCAGGCGGGGCAGAUUGCUGGUCAGAGCAGCACCAGGAGGCUCGGAGACUACCGGGUUAAAUUCAACUACAACGAAAUCGACGUGCUCAGCACGGCCAAGACGAGGCCAAUCAUCGCAGAGCCAGAGAUUCAUGGUAGCCAGUCUUUGGACAGCGUGACAGGCUUCUUGUUGCUGAUGUCAGAAGGUCUCAUCAAUGCCCUUGAGUCCGCCCACGGCCCCGAACAAGCCAAUCAGGAAAUUGUUGCCAUGGUAGCAGCAGAGCUGGCCCUGCAGACCAGUCUGGAGGCAGUGUCUCAGUCGGUGGUCGAGCGCAUCAGACGGCUGCACCACGACGUCUACAUGUCCGGCCGUCAGAGGGCAACUUUCUGCUCUCGGCACGAGGACAUGACCCUGCUCAUCCGCACACUCAACUACCCGCUAUCUGACGGAGUGCUCACGCCCACCCAGGGUGGACGUAUCUACCCCGUGUCCGUGCCCUACUCCAACAUCCAGAGCACUAGUAAAACCAGUGUCACCCUCUCACUGGUCAUGCCCUCCCAAAAUACUCUCACCAACGGCACCAACACUGCCUCCACACUGGAGGAAGGCACCCCCACACCAGGCACGUUUUACCCUGUUACCUGCCAGACUUUUGUCGACAUCCUGCAGCCCAUAUUUGAACUCCCGUUUUUCCCUCUUUUCCCCCUCUCUCCUCUUCCUCCUCUCCCCCUCUCCACCUCCCUCUUCUCUCUUUCCACCACUCCUCCUCCUCCCUACCCUCUCCCUCUCUCCACCUCUCUCCUUUGCCUCUCCACCGGCGACAUGGACCCCUUCCUCUCUCCUCAUGCUCCUGCUUCUUCCUCCUCUAUUCCCAACCUCAUACCCGUCUCCUCGUCUUCCACGACCUUACCCGACCAAACACCUUUCUCCUCGUCCCUCUUCUACUCCUCCACUCUCCCUAGCAGUCAGAGCCCCACAGCCACCCUCCAAUCCACCAACACCCAAACACAGAGCUCCAGCUCAAGCUCGGGAGAUGGCAGCCUUUUCCGCCAGAGAGGCAGCCAGGCGGCGCAGCCCGACGAGACGGGCAGGGUUCCGCCUUAUGUGGACUUCAGUCAGUUUUACCACCUGUGGGGAAAUGACCACAGCGACAGCCAGAGCACCCAGGGAGGACUGGGACCCCAGUGAGGAGGACCAAGAGGGUGCGGGGUGCCAGUUGGAAAAGGGGAAGAACUGGGUCUUCUCACAGCUAGUAGACCGUGGAUUUUGAAGGGACAAAGAUUUUAAGAGUUGGUUUGGAUGACCGUAAUGCUUUUAAUGUAUCGUACCUUAAAAAUAAGUGACGUGAAGGUGCAUGGGGCUGCAUGGAGGAGGGGCUGGGAUUGCCUGGGGUCUUACUAUCAAAGAAGGCAAAGAAUAACCCCAAGAGGGUUGGAAACUGGUGUCACUACACACUGCAAAAUAAUGUUUGCUCUUGCGUUUUAGGUGCUGGUCAUGAGAAUAUAUGUAAUCCAGAUUGUAGCCAUUAUUGUUCGAUGUGAAAACAUGUAUCUGCAAACAGGAAUCUCAUAGACAUGGAAGUUUGUGGAGUUGAGAAUGAUUUUAUACUGGAAGGCCUUAACAUGGAUUGAUUGGAUGUGUUUGAAAGUACAUUUUAAUGUUUAAUGAAAUUAUAUCUCCAAAUGACUCAA
This is a messenger RNA of Etheostoma cragini (Arkansas darter), 2560 nucleotides long. It is a transcript of the gene tab1, whose product is annotated as TGF-beta activated kinase 1/MAP3K7 binding protein 1. Gene Ontology annotation, biological process: protein dephosphorylation. Gene Ontology annotation, cellular component: cytosol. Gene Ontology annotation, molecular function: protein serine/threonine phosphatase activity. The transcript is spliced from 11 exons. The record is from RefSeq and is a predicted model, not a curated record. Bases 198 to 2057 code for a protein of 619 amino acids. NCBI's taxonomy places the organism in Eukaryota, Metazoa, Chordata, Actinopteri, Perciformes, Percidae.